CGUCGUUGACAAGAGAUUCAAUAGCAGUAACCGAAGUGAAUAGAAUCCACGAUUUCGGACGUAGAAUUCAGGCGGAAAGCGUUGGCUUUUGGUUAGAAAGCCGGGAGCCAACGCGUCCGACUCAUUUCUCUCUCUAAACUCGUCCUCCGCUCUCUCUCUCUCUCUAAAUUCGAUUCGAAAGGAUCGAAUUUGUACACAUAUGAUUAUGACGAUAUAUUUGCUAUUAUCCUGAAUUAACUUCAAUCCAUUGUGUCGAUUCGAUUAUAUUAUUGAAGUUUAUAUGCAGGACUGAUUUAUUGCAUAGCCUUCCAGCAAACUAGCGAUUUCUUUUACUAGUGAAGUUUUUAUUAAACUACAAAACAUGAGUUUUGUUUUCCGAGGGACGAGACCAGAUGUAGAAACUGGAUUUUCAGGAUUUAUUCCUCAAAGGCGUGCAGUGCGCGUUCAUGCAGCUCGACCAGUUAAUACCAACUCACUUGCUUUUCUUGUCACAGUUCUCUUGCUGUUCAUGAUUCUAAACUCACAGCAGAUGUCACCUAAUUUUCUGCUCUGGCUUGUGUUUGGUAUCUUUUUGAUGGCAACUAGCCUUAGAAUGUAUGCAACUUGUCAGCAACUUCAAGCUCAGGCCCAAGCUCAUGCUGCGGCCAGUGGACUUCUUGGUCAUACUGAAUUGUGGUUGAAUAUGCCGCCACCAACAGCGGUUGCAACAAGAGGGCGACUACAAGGUCUCAGACUUCAGCUUGCACUUCUUGACAGGGAAUUUGAUGACCUAGAUUAUGAAACUUUGAGGGCACUGGAUUCUGAGAAUGUUCCUACAGUUCCAUCAAUGAGUGAGGAAGAGAUAAACGCACUUCCUGUUCAUAAGUACAAAGUUGUUGGCCCUCAAAGUGGUGGCCCAUCAAUGCAACAGGCUUCAUCUUCAGCAUCAACUGAGAAAAAGCAAGACAUUGCCAAUUCUGUUGGGAGCAAGAAGGCCUUGGAAGAUGAGUUGACUUGCAGUGUUUGCUUGGAGCAAGUUAACGUCGGAGAAGUCAUUCGUAGCUUGCCAUGCUUGCAUCAGUUCCAUGCAAAUUGCAUUGACCCGUGGCUGCGGCAGCAGGGAACAUGCCCUGUCUGCAAGUUCAGAGCUGGGUCAGGAUGGCACGAGAGUGGAGAAGGCAGAAUGGAUGCUUCUUACAUGGUUUAAUGACGUAUGCACACUCAUAGACACUGGUGUUUUAGCUUAUUAAUACAUCCACAUGUAUGCAUGUAUAUUCAUGAAUCAUAGAGGAAGAAAAUGUCGCUAGAUUUGGUGUAAUUACCUUAACAAAAAGCAUUAGAAGAAGUUUCAGAUCACUGAUUCUAUCAAUCACUGACAGAAAUUGUUUAUUAUGGUAUUGUAUGCCUAAUGUGAGAUGAUCACACUAUACAUAUGAAAGCUGCUGCUUCUUUCACUCAA
This is a messenger RNA of Cornus florida, 1438 nucleotides long. RefSeq names its product E3 ubiquitin-protein ligase SDIR1. Bases 362 to 1186 code for a protein of 274 amino acids. The transcript has 9 exons. The record is from RefSeq and is a predicted model, not a curated record. NCBI's taxonomy places the organism in Eukaryota, Viridiplantae, Streptophyta, Magnoliopsida, Cornales, Cornaceae.